This is a messenger RNA of Magallana angulata, 634 nucleotides long. RefSeq names its product metalloproteinase inhibitor 3-like. The coding region runs from base 20 to 634 and encodes 204 amino acids. The record is from RefSeq and is a predicted model, not a curated record. Gene Ontology annotation, molecular function: metalloendopeptidase inhibitor activity; protease binding. The transcript is spliced from 5 exons. Gene Ontology annotation, cellular component: extracellular matrix. NCBI's taxonomy places the organism in Eukaryota, Metazoa, Mollusca, Bivalvia, Ostreida, Ostreidae. Gene Ontology annotation, biological process: negative regulation of membrane protein ectodomain proteolysis; negative regulation of endopeptidase activity.
UCCGCACGUUGCAAUCAAGAUGAAAAGACUGGUGUUUAUUUGUGUUGUUUUGACCUUCAUCUUUACCAACUCUGAAGCUUGUUCAUGUGCAUCUAGACAUCCUCAAACACAGUUUUGUAAUUCCGAUUUUGUUAUCACAGCAAGGAUUUUGAGGCGGACUGCAACAGGCAGUUCAAGGUUUGAUGAAGUAUUUUACACAGUACUGAUUCUUCAAAAUUACAAGAGAAGACAACAUCCUUUAAGGCAUCCUGUACUAAGGAUUUAUACAGCCUCUAGUGGUGCAUCCUGUGGUGCAUUCUUCCGGAUUGGCCGUGAAUACAUCAUUAGCGGAAGUAUCCGAAGUCAAAAAUGGAAGACACAUAUGUGUAGGUGGAACCGUCAGUUGUCUUCACUCACCCAAUUCCAAAGAAAUGCACUGAAUUUCGGAUAUUAUAGAAACAAUUGUUCCUGUAUUGUCAGCCACUGUGGUUUUAUGGACGAUUAUUAUUAUUAUUCUGCAUGCACAGUUCCAAAGAAAAAUGAAUGUUUGAUCAUGAACAACAAAACUUGCUUCUAUCAGAAUGAUUCUUGCAUCCAAUAUGGGAGAAGAUGUCGUUGGCUCUCUAAUCAGCGCGCAUAUCGAUCCUUGAAUUAA